UAUAUAUACAUAUGUGUUUAUGUUGGGAGUCCUCAGUGUCAACGUGAACAAUGUUGAGCAUGUACGGUGCUGUGAUAUUGAGCUUUGUAUUUGUAACAGUUUCGGCUGACAUUAAAUAUGAUAUGGACCUAUGCCAAGAGUAUCAAGGAUUUCUUGUACCAUGUUGCGAGGAUGAUUUUCCAGCGACACCUCCCAUGACAGGUGAAAAACCACCUGACAUGUCUGAAUGCAAUUCUCUUAUUUCAGGGUGCGAGCGUGAAUUGUGUCGAGCUAAAAAAAUGGGGUUUGUCGGUGAUGAUGGUAAAAUAGACCGAGCCAAAGCAAUAGACGCCAUGUUUAAAAAAGUUGCAGAUGACCCAGGUUUAAUGGCAGAAGUGAAAUCCAAGUGUAUCAAUGGUGACUUCGAGUCAUAUGCGCCCACAAAUACUUGUGUUUUCGAGAAAAUUAGUCGUUGUGUUCAUAUGCAAUGGCUGAAACGCUGCACCAAAUGGGGCGAGAAUGAAACGUGUCAGACAUUCAAAGGACUUAUAAAAGAAUGUGUGAAAAUCUUUCCAUGAAAUUCGUGCAUUAAUAAGUGUUAAAAAAACUAAGAAUUAAACAACA
Helicoverpa zea (corn earworm) is the source of this 603-nucleotide messenger RNA. RefSeq lists its product as uncharacterized. The coding region runs from base 51 to 557 and encodes 168 amino acids. The record is from RefSeq and is a predicted model, not a curated record. Lineage: Eukaryota; Metazoa; Arthropoda; Insecta; Lepidoptera; Noctuidae. The transcript is spliced from 5 exons. Gene Ontology annotation, molecular function: odorant binding.